Pristis pectinata (smalltooth sawfish) is the source of this 2122-nucleotide messenger RNA. RefSeq names its product oxytocin receptor a (gene oxtra). Gene Ontology annotation, cellular component: membrane. Bases 400 to 1578 code for a protein of 392 amino acids. The transcript has 3 exons. The record is from RefSeq and is a predicted model, not a curated record. Gene Ontology annotation, biological process: G protein-coupled receptor signaling pathway; positive regulation of vasoconstriction; female pregnancy. NCBI's taxonomy places the organism in Eukaryota, Metazoa, Chordata, Chondrichthyes, Rhinopristiformes, Pristidae. Gene Ontology annotation, molecular function: peptide binding; oxytocin receptor activity; vasopressin receptor activity.
CCGAUAUUUGUUCAGCUAACAAACGAAGAGCAAAGGUAACCCCCACUCCCUCCAGCAAAGAAUAUCAUCAGAUACAUUCGGUGUGAAAAUGUUAGCGGUCCCUGGUCUGACACUCCGUAUAAAUCACCGGCUCGCAUUUCACUGGGGUUAAGGAUUCAGGGGAACGGGUUCAAGACCCGACCUGUCCUUUCCCGCCCUCAGCCGCCACAAGCAGCCUCCCGGGUUCAAACUGAGGAGCUGUGGGGGAAAACCAGAGGCUUGAACAGCGGCUGUCCCGGGACGCGAGCGGCGGGAAGGAGCAGAAGAAAGUUACCACGGAAUUCGCAACCCGGUCGGUCUGCCCGAGAGAGUCAAGAGCGGGCGGGAGAAAGGAGAGAUAGAUGUGGAGGUGAGAGAGGGAUGGCCGCGCCCUGCCAACAGCUCGAUACAGGGGUGUGGAACCUCACGUCCAGCGGCUGGGCAGCAGAGCCGGACAACAACGCCACGGUGACUUCCAACCGCUCGGUAGGGAUCGUGGUGAGGGACGAGGUGGUGGCGCGGUUCGAGGUGGCCGUGCUCACCAUUAUCCUGAUCUUCGCCUUGAGCGGCAACAUCGGGGUCCUGUUAGCCAUCUACUCCAACCGCCACAAGCCCUCCAGGAUCUACUUCUUCGUCAAGCACCUGAGCAUCGCCGACCUGGUGGUGGCUAUCUUCCAGGUACUCCCCCAACUCAUCUGGGACAUCACCUUCAGGUUCUACGCGCCCGAUUUCCUCUGCAGGGCGGUGAAGUACUUGCAGGUAGUGGGCAUGUUUGCAUCUACCUACCUCCUGAUCGUCAUGUCCAUUGACCGCUGCAUGACUAUCUGCCAGCCCUUGAAGUCCCUGCAUCAGAGCUCCAACCGAGCCUUUGUCAUCUUCUCCUGGAUCAUCAGCCUUCUCUUCAGCCUCCCCCAGGUCUUCAUAUUCUCCCUCAGGAGGAUGGGUCCCGGCACUUACGACUGCUGGGGUGUCUUUGUGGAGCCUUGGGGAGCCAAGGCUUAUAUCACCUGGAUCACCCUCUCCGUCUAUAUCAUCCCAGUCAUCCUACUGAUCAUUUGCUACUCGCUGAUCAGUAUCAAGAUCUGUCAGAACGUGAAACUCAAGACCCGCAGGGAGGCGAAACCUUCAAGAGGUGGGGUGAUGUUGUCCCGGGUCAGCAGCGUGAAAAUCAUCUCCCGCGCCAAGAUUAGGACCGUCAAGAUGACCUUUAUUAUCGUCUUGGCUUACAUCGUGUGCUGGACGCCGUUCUUCAUCGUGCAGAUGUGGAAUGUGUGGGACCAGGAAGCACCCCAAGAGAACUGGGCCUUUGUCAUCACGAUGCUGCUGGCGAGCCUCAACAGCUGCUGCAACCCCUGGAUCUACAUGUUCUUCACUGGGCGGCUGUUCCACGACCUGGUCCAGCGCUUCCUCUGCUGCCCCAAGCAGCCUAGCAACACCGAGCAGCCCAGUGGCGAGCUGACCUGCAGCAAGAAGAGCAAUUCCUCCACCUUUGCCAUCAGUCUCAAGAGCUCAAGCAGUCAGAAGAGCCUCUCUGUCCAACAGCAGCAUGGGGGACAAUAGACCAAGGAGCUCUUGACUGGGUGUUACGAGGACAAUUCCCUGGGAUCCUUCCCCUUGUUUCUUGUUUCCUUACCCAUUUUGUAAGAUGCUGUGCCAGCGAUAAGUUCUAAUUCCUCUCAAAUAACCUUCACUGAUAGAGCUUGCCCUUAUAGCCGCUAGUUCCUUUGGGUGUACCAUUAUUACUACCAGCGGUUCUUUAAGGAGGGAAAUAAUUUGUGCUCCCAACUGGCUUGAACUAAAUAACUAUUGGCGGUGGAGGCAAUAAGUCACAAUCUCACUCCAGAGAGACUAGAGUUGACCUGAGGAGGCCAUCUCAACAAGAAGAGAUGGCCAUAAUUAGUUGCCAUUUGUUGGGUGCGGAAAAUUGGCCUGCAUUUUGCAACCGGCUGAAAUGCCAGCGUCGCAUUGAGAGGCUGGCACGGAUGUGACUGAGGCCCUAGAUAUCACUGAAGUCCUUAACUGCCUACACCUCGCCACCUUCUGAUUGUCUUCUCACCAGAAGUGUGAAACAAGCAUUAGCUGGUAAAAAUGCUAUGACUAUUAA